AUGACGCGGAGGCAGAGCAGGAGGAAGAAUUUUAUUAUCAGUGAAAAUGACAGGAUUAGUAACUUGCCUAACUCAAUUCUGCUUCAUAUACUGUCAUUUAUGAAGAUAAUAGAUGCUGUUCAGACUUGUAUCUUGUCAAGACGGUGGAAGGAUAUCUGGAAAUCCAUCCCUAAUCUUACACUACAUACCUCGGACUUUGGAAAGCCUUCUCUUUUCUCUGAUUUUGUGUCUGGGAUUGUGUCGUGCCGUGAUGGCAAUCAUCCCUUGCAUGAUCUCAACUUUGAUCGCCAUGGUUAUUUUCCACAUCGUAUUCUGACCAGUCUCAUGAAUUAUGCCGUGUUACAUAAUAUCCAACAUUUGAAGAUCUAUGUCCCGUAUAAUGUUGGUUUGGAUUGGUGUGUCUUUUCUUGUCAGUCUUUAGUGUCCCUUCAUAUUUCAGUUUCAUGUUACGAUGACAAAAGAAGAACAAGAAUCCCUAAGACUCUCAAGCUCCCAGCAUUAGUAAGUUUGCAUCUUGUGAAUGUUGGGAUUUCUGUUGAUAACAAUGGUUAUGCUGAACCCUUCUCCAUCUGUACCAAAUUAAACACUUUGUUCAUUGACCAAUUUGAAUUAGUCCCUCAUAACUCUCACAUCUUGAGAAUGCCAGGAAUCCUCAAUAUAACCAACACUACACUUGCCAAUUUGACCGUCAAUGAUACUCAUAAUCCAGGUUACAAAUUUGAAAUAUCUACACCUAAUCUAAGUUCUUUCACUUUAAACGGUUCUCCUUUUCGACCAUUGCGUGGACAGGAAGGGGUGAAUGUUGAGCUUCAAUCUUCUUCACUAAAAUAA
This is a messenger RNA of Gastrolobium bilobum, 831 nucleotides long. Its product is annotated as F-box/LRR-repeat protein 13-like. NCBI's taxonomy places the organism in Eukaryota, Viridiplantae, Streptophyta, Magnoliopsida, Fabales, Fabaceae. Gene Ontology annotation, molecular function: protein binding. The record is from RefSeq and is a predicted model, not a curated record. The transcript has a single exon. The coding region runs from base 1 to 831 and encodes 276 amino acids.